ACAGCCAGAGACCCCAUCGGAGCGACGUUGACAGUUUUGACCAUCGGCUCUCGUACGCCUUACCGUCCACAUUCCACCACCGACAGAAUCCUCUUUCCCCUCCCUCCAAUCCCUCUCUCUCCUCCUGCAUUUCAGGGCCAUCAUUAUAUAUACACACCCACCUCCCUUCUUCUUUCUUCGCCAAUCGAAAUGAGCUAGCUCAUGGAGCCCUGGAAGAACGCCGCCAUGAAGAAGAAGCGGAGGCCCGUCCGGCUCCGCUGCUCCGUCAAGAACUACGACUGGGGCAUUCUCGGCCACCAUUCCAAGGUCGCCCGCCUCUUCGCUCUCAAUUCCGGCUCCGACAUCGACCCCGCCAAGCCCUACGCCGAGUUCUGGAUCGGCACUCAUGAAUCCGGCCCCUCCUUUGCCGAGUCCGGGUCCGAAGAGGACCCGGUCAGCCUCAAGUCGUGGAUCGCCCGGGAUCCGAGUGUUCUCGGCCAGAAGGUUCUCGACAAGUGGGGCCCCGAUCUUCCGUUCUUGUGCAAGGUACUUUCGGUUCAGAAGGCUUUGUCGAUACAGGCUCAUCCGGAUAAAGAGAUGGCUAGAGUGCUGCACAAGUUGCACCCUGGUGUUUAUAGAGAUGAUAAUCACAAGCCUGAAGUGGCAUUGGCGCUGACGGAGUUUGAGGCUCUUUGUGGCUUUAUUAGUCUCAAGGAGCUAAAAGAGAUGCUUCGUACUAUUCCUGAGAUAGCCGAAUUGGUUGGGGUGGCAGAUGCAGAGAAAAUUCUACUUGUUGGUGAGCGACAUGAGAGUGGGAAAGUAAACACAGAUUUAGAGGCCAUGUUCAGUCGACUUAUGUUGUCAAGCAAAGAGACAAUUUCCAAGAUGAUAUCCAAACUGAAAAGGCGUCUUAAUCAAGAGAAAAAGAAAAGGCAAUUGACGGUUAAAGAACAGCUGGUACUCAGAUUAGAGAAUCAAUAUCCAGCUGAUGUGGGCGCUAUAGCUGCAUUUUUCCUAAACUAUGUGAAGCUGAAACGUGGUGAAGCAUUAUAUUGUGGACCAAAUGAACCCCAUGCAUAUAUUUCUGGUGAAUGUGUCGAAUGUAUGGCUACCUCUGACAAUGUUGUUCGAGCCGGCCUUACCUCAAAACAAAUUGAUGUUCAGACACUUCUUUCUAUGCUCAAAUACAGACAGACCUCUCCUUCGCCGACGUUGGAUAUGCCGUCCAAGGAAGACGGCGCCUCCGAUAAGGAGAAGAUUCUCGAGCUUUUCUUGAAGGUCGGACUGGAUGAGCGCACGGCCAAGAACACCAUCGCUAACAACAAAGUCACGGCCAAUCUAACCGCCGUCAUUCACGAGGCUGCAGUUACUGAUGGAUGCAGUCGGAACGUCGGUAAUCUUCUAUACACGGUUGCUACGAAAUUUCCAGCAAAUGCCCUUGUGCAUCGGCCGGUAUUGACACAGUACAUUGUGUCCUCAAAGAUUAAAAUUCCGGCUCAGUUAGACGCGGCUUUGUCUUUUUUCGCAAAUACGGGCCCUGAAAACUUCAAAACAAGUGAAUUUGAAGAAGCAUGUGGUGUUGGGGUUGAAGUUUUAGAAGAAGAAAUCAAGCAAUCUGUUAAUGAGGUUUUUGAAGAGAACAAGUCUGCAAUUUUGGAGCAGCGCUAUAAAACAAAUGUGGGUGACUUAUUUGCACAUCUUAGGAAGAGACAUCCGUGGGCUGACCCAAAAAUUGUAAAGGCAUCGAUUGAUACAAAGCUGCGUGAAUUACUUGGUGAAAGGACUGCAGAAGAUGAUGUAAAGGUUCCUAAAAAGAAGAAGGAGAAGCCGGCUAAAGUAGAGGAAAAAGCUAUCGCUGUUUCUACCCCUGAACAACCAGCUGAAGAAAUUCUCAAUCCAUAUGCGAUAUUCCCUCAACCAGAGGAGAACUUUAAGGUUCAUACUUCAGUUUUCUUUAGUGAUGGUUCCAUUCUGAGAUGUUGCAAUUCAAGAGAACUCCUUGAGAAACACUUGAGUGUGACUGGCGGGAAAGUUUUAACUCGCUUUCCUCCUGAACCGAAUGGAUAUCUACAUAUAGGCCAUGCCAAGGCAAUGUUCAUUGAUUUUGGCCUGGCAAAAGAGAGAGGUGGUGGCUGCUAUCUGAGGUAUGAUGACACAAAUCCAGAAGCUGAAAAGAAAGAAUAUAUUGAUCAUAUUCAGGAAAUUGUCAGUUGGAUGGGUUGGGAGCCCUACAAGAUCACUUACACUAGUGAUUACUUCCAAGAUCUGUAUGAUUUAGCAGUGGAGCUCAUACGAAGGGGUCACGCUUACGUUGAUCAUCAGACGGGGGAUGAGAUAAAGGAGUACAGGGAGAAAAAGAUGAACAGCCCUUGGAGGGAUAGGCCAAUUGAAGAGUCGCUGAAACUUUUUGAGGAUAUGAGGCGAGGCCUGAUUGAAGAAGGGAAAGCAACUCUAAGAAUGAAACAAGAUAUGCAGAGUGAUAAUUUUAACAUGUAUGACCUAAUUGCGUAUCGGAUCAAAUUUACUCCUCAUCCGCAUGCUGGAGACAAGUGGUGUAUUUAUCCAAGUUACGAUUAUGCUCAUUGCAUUGUGGAUUCUCUUGAGAAUAUCACACAUUCACUGUGCACUUUAGAAUUUGAGACACGCCGUGCUUCAUACUACUGGUUAUUGCAUUCUCUGGGCUUAUAUCAACCAUAUGUUUGGGAAUAUUCAAGACUGAAUGUCAGUAACACUGUUAUGUCGAAGCGUAAGUUAAAUAGAUUAGUGACUGAAAAUUGGGUCGAUGGUUGGGAUGAUCCGCGUCUUAUGACAUUGGCUGGUUUACGACGUAGGGGUGUGACAUCAACUGCCAUUAAUACAUUUGUUAGAGGAAUCGGAAUCACCAGAAGUGAUUGUAGUAUGAUUCAUCUGAGUCGCCUCGAGUACCACAUCAGAGAAGAGCUCAAUAAAACAGCUCCUCGCACAAUGGUUGUGCUGGAUCCUGUAAAGGUCGUCAUUACCAACUGGAAAGAUGACCUCAUAAAGGAAUGUGAAGCAAGAAAGUGGCCUGAUUCUGAGGCGGAGUCCUACAAGGUUCCAUUUUCCAAUGGGUUGUACAUUGAGCGCUCUGAUUUUCGCCUUAAAGACUCGAAGGACUACUUCGGACUUGCUCCUGGAAAAUCUGCACUGCUCAGAUAUGCAUGUCCUAUCAAGUGUGUGGAUGCGAAGGAUGUUGUUUUAGCAGAGGAUAAUGAGACUGUCCUUGAGAUACGGGUCGAGUAUGAUCCAGAGAAGAAGACAAAGCCAAAGGGGGUGCUGCAUUGGGUCGCCGAACCUUCUCCAGGGGUCGAUCCACUCAAAGUGGAAGUUCGAUUGUUUGACAGACUAUUUAACUCAGAGAAUCCUGCUGAGCUUGAGGACUGGCUUUCUGAUCUGAAUGGAAAAUCGAAAGUGGUAAUACCAAAUGCAUUUGCUGUUCCCACACUUGGGAAAGGUGUUGGUGUUGGCGACAAGUUUCAGUUUGAAAGACUUGGCUAUUUUGUGGUCGACAAAGAUUCGACUCCUGAGAAGCUUGUGUUCAAUCGAACGGUCACGCUACGAGAUAGCUACAAGAGUGGCAAGUAGGUCUUAUCUUUUGGAUCAUCAGAAUAGAAAGCAAUGUGGGCAGUUUAUAGCAAACCUUUGACAUGUGUUUUGAAUAUGUUGUUUAGACAGUCUGAUGUUAUUUUGACCAUGUUUGUUGUGUAUAUUUCAAACCAAUUAUACGACGAAGUUAUAUAUACAGUUGGCAUUGCAUUGUUGUCAUCC
Messenger RNA from Fragaria vesca subsp. vesca, 3765 nucleotides. Its product is annotated as glutamine--tRNA ligase-like. Gene Ontology annotation, cellular component: cytoplasm; cytosol. Lineage: Eukaryota; Viridiplantae; Streptophyta; Magnoliopsida; Rosales; Rosaceae. Gene Ontology annotation, biological process: glutaminyl-tRNA aminoacylation; translation. The transcript is spliced from 26 exons. The record is from RefSeq and is a predicted model, not a curated record. Gene Ontology annotation, molecular function: ATP binding; glutamine-tRNA ligase activity. Bases 202 to 3582 code for a protein of 1126 amino acids.